Molecule: messenger RNA, 762 nt
Organism: Polypterus senegalus (gray bichir)
Lineage: Eukaryota; Metazoa; Chordata; Cladistia; Polypteriformes; Polypteridae
Product: gastrula zinc finger protein XlCGF49.1-like
Exons: 2
Coding region: 1-762 (253 amino acids)
Source: RefSeq, a predicted model, not a curated record
AUGCAGUAUGUAUGUUCUAAAUGUGGUAAAGGUUAUACAAACCAGAACAGUCUUUAUAGGCACAGCAAAAUCCAUACUGUAGAAAAAUCGCAUUGCUGUUCUGAAUGUGGAAAACGAUUCUUAGAUUUAUUCUCACUUCAGUGCCACAUCAGAACUCAUACUGGAGAGAAACCUUUUUGUUGUCCUGAAUGUGAUAAGCAGUUCUCACAACAAAGCACCCUACAGAGUCACAUCAGAGUUCACACCGGAGAAAAACCUCACCAAUGCAUGGAAUGUGGCAAACGAUUCUCACGCAUCAAUUCCCUUAAUAAUCAUAGGAGAAGUCAUACUGGAGAGAAGCCUUAUAGUUGUUCUGAAUGUGGAAUGCGAUUCUCAUAUAACAGCUCUCUUCACAAUCAUAAAGGAAUUCAUUCUGUUAAGAAACAAAGCUGUUCUGAAUGUGGCAAGCUUUUCUCAGACAGCAGGAGUCUUAAGGACCACAUGAGAAUUCACUCUGGAGAGAAACCCCAUUGCUGUCCAGAAUGUGGCAAACAAUUCUCUCGUCAAAAGACACUUAAGAGCCAUAGAAUGAUCCACACUGGAGAGAAGCCUUACACCUGUUCUGAAUGUGACAUCAGUGGCCUCUUAGCUGAUCUGGAUGUUGAAUGUGGUCCUCCUGUAUCAGCUGUGAUCAGCAACACAAAAGACUUCAUGAAGGACUUGGAAACUACUACCAGGACGUCAGCCAUACAGGGACUGAUCAUCUCUGCACCAAUGCUGUGA